This is a messenger RNA of Lodderomyces parapsilosis, 549 nucleotides long. It is a transcript of the gene PGA22, whose product is annotated as Pga22p. Lineage: Eukaryota; Fungi; Ascomycota; Pichiomycetes; Serinales; Debaryomycetaceae. The record is from RefSeq and is a predicted model, not a curated record. The transcript has a single exon. The coding region runs from base 1 to 549 and encodes 182 amino acids.
AUGAAGUUUUCAUCAUUAAUACCAAUCGCUUUAACCACGGCUACUAUUGCCGCACAAGGAAGUACCGUCGUUGUUGGUUUCACCACAACUAUCAUCAAUCCAGAUGAGCCAUCACCUGGAGGAGAGCAACAGCAACCAACACCGAAUCAAACCCCACAGUCGCCUACUGGCGUUAUCGUGACUCCAACUCAAGGGGGAGAAGGUGGUGGAGAAAUAACAACUGUGACUGAUACCAAUACAGGUACUGGCACGGGAACCGGAACCGGUACCGACACUGAUGAUCAAAACACUGUGACUGUUACUACCGAGGCUACAACUGGAACAGAGGGAGCUGGUGGAGCUGGUGGAGGGGCUGGAGGACAAGCCAAUACCACAACUACUGAGCAAGCGCAUACUGGGCACAAUGAAACUACUACGCAAACUAAUCAAACGGGGACAGGAACUGCUACUGUGACUCCAACUGAGUCCCCUGCUACUGCAACUAAUGCCGCUGUUGGUUUGGCUGCUGGUGCAUCGUUGGGCUAUCUUGUUGCACUCUUGUUUGUUUAG